AUGGCGUUAUUGUUCUCCCCGCCAAUCUUCAUCCCAAAGAACUCACUACUUCUCCUCUCCACGAACCGCUUCUCUCUCCUCUCGGUCACUCGAGCUAACUCCUCCGACACUGGGAUAACCUCUCCUUCCACCGUCUCCAUGGACGUUAAAGAACCUCAUACAUCUACACCAGUUGUCAAGAAAGAAGAAGUCUUCGCCACGGAAGGUGAAGAGAUGAAGACGACGGAGCCUUUUACCAAAUUCGAGGAUGCGAGGUGGGUUAACGGAACAUGGGAUCUGAAACAGUUCGAGAAAGAUGGGAAAACAGAUUGGGAUGACGUCAUCGUUGCUGGUCGUGCUGCGAUGAUAGGGUUCUUCAUGGCUUACUUUGUUGAUAGUCUUACUGGAGUUGGACUUGUUGAUCAAAUGGGGAACUUCUUCUGUAAAACACUGUUGUUCGUGGCUGUGGCUGUGGCUGGAGUUCUCUUCAUUCGCAAGAAUGAGGAUAUGGAUAAGUUGAAGAAGUUGUUUGAUGAGACGACGUUAUAUGAUAAACAAUGGCAAGCAGCUUGGAAAGAUGGUGAGGAGGACUCAUCAUCAUCAUUGGGUAUUUGGGUUCAAAGAAGUGAAAAGCGAAAACGGAGUCUCUUGCUUCCUUUUUUUGGUUAUAUGAUGUUGUAA
Brassica napus (rape) is the source of this 660-nucleotide messenger RNA. RefSeq names its product light-harvesting complex-like protein 3 isotype 1, chloroplastic. The transcript has 2 exons. Bases 1 to 660 code for a protein of 219 amino acids. Lineage: Eukaryota; Viridiplantae; Streptophyta; Magnoliopsida; Brassicales; Brassicaceae. The record is from RefSeq and is a predicted model, not a curated record.